Soboliphyme baturini is the source of this 1080-nucleotide messenger RNA. NCBI's taxonomy places the organism in Eukaryota, Metazoa, Nematoda, Enoplea, Dioctophymatida, Soboliphymatidae. The record is from the annotation of a GenBank genome assembly.
CUGUCAUUUUGUCUAUGUAUUGUGACAGAGAGUCGAACGUUGUUCGAAGCGUCGAACCCUCCAUUUGUGAAUUACUUCAACGAAUCAACGGCGUAUACGACCAACACAGGCUCCGGUCCGGGUCUGGUGGUGGACAUACUGCUCGAAACUACAUUUCAAGAUGUAUUGCCAGCCCUUGCUCCUGGUUGCCUGGGAACGUUUAAGCAGACCACGAUCUCAUGUUUAUGCGAUUGCAUACAAGGAGAAUUUGACAUAUUCGCCGAGGCAUUCAUUGCCCGUUCAGACGCGCAUCCAGGCAUGGAUCUGUCAGUGCCUUUCUUGCUGUCUGAAACAGCUAUGUUGGUUCGCUCACCCGACUACUAUGUAGACAAUACGCUAAUGAUGGUGACACCGUUCAGUUUCGCCAUUUGGGCGAUUAUAGCCGCCAUGAUCGUUGUGUCAGGUAUCACGUGGUACGGAUUUACCAAAGUGCUCACGAAAGUAUCAGAAGUGCCCUACAACUUCGUCGAUUCCAUAUGGGUAUUUUACUCGGUCUUUCUGCAACAGGGCUUGCCCGUGUUGCCCAGGACAUGGACUUGCCGAUCGUUGCUUUCCCUGUGGUGGCUCGUGUCGCUCACGUUAUGGGCAACGUUCACCGGCAAUAUGCUGCUCAUGUUUUCCGUUCACAGGUCGAAGUACCCGUUCGACACGUUCGAAGAAAUGGUGCUGCUCCUUCAAGACGGAAUGUACAAGGUCCUGACUCUUUUUGUGACAAAUAUUGCUAUAUGUUUUAACAGUGUUUUGGAAAGCUACAAACAACUCUGGUUGGAAAUGAGUCAAAAUGGCAGGUGGCUGAAUGCGUCUUCGCUCGAGAAAGGACGUGAUAUGGUCAUUGCGCACAAAAACGUCAUUCUCCUAGGACCAAGGUUGAACUUGGAAAUAUUGGCCGCCGACGACUGUCGCGUCACCGUCAUCAGCGGCAACAUGAUGCAAGUCUGGUAUUCCCUGGGCUUCCCGGAAAACUCACCUUAUGCACUGGCCAUCUCUGAAACGCUACUUCCAAAUGAUAUACUUAAUCUCUUGAAUUAUGGUCAAAAUUGA